Messenger RNA from Fundulus heteroclitus (mummichog), 2045 nucleotides. Its product is annotated as early growth response protein 1. Gene Ontology annotation, molecular function: RNA polymerase II cis-regulatory region sequence-specific DNA binding; DNA-binding transcription factor activity, RNA polymerase II-specific. The transcript has 2 exons. Gene Ontology annotation, biological process: regulation of transcription by RNA polymerase II. The record is from RefSeq and is a predicted model, not a curated record. Bases 458 to 1774 code for a protein of 438 amino acids. NCBI's taxonomy places the organism in Eukaryota, Metazoa, Chordata, Actinopteri, Cyprinodontiformes, Fundulidae.
CCUGGCCCCGGUCCGGCGGCCCGGUCCGGGUCCGAACCGAACCGGGACCUUCACGCUCCAGAACGCGCGGCACAAAGAGCGCACCGCCACCCGGAAGCUGGGCCCGCAAGUUUCCCGGGUGGCCAUAUUUGGGCUUCCUCCCUCCAUAUUUGGUAACAUACGUCACGCAGGAGACUUUAUAAAGCCGGGAAUCCUCGGCGAGGCAGUGACAGAAGUUAAGCUGAGCUUGGAGCGGCAGCAGCGAGCAGACACUUGAUGUUUAUGUGCCGAAAUCACCGGAACCAGCGAGCCUCCAGCCUUGGCUUCCUCCGAGCAUCAGCGGACCCAGCAGCAGCCCCUGCCCCGCCACAGCGCCUCUCCGCAGGGCUCAGCAGCGGACACCGACCCGCAGCACGACCCGCGCUCCGCCGCUGACUCCCCUUCAUCCUCCUCCUCCUCCUCCUCCUCCUCCAGAGACAUGGCAGCAACCAAAGCGGAGCUGCUGCUCUCCGGCCUGCAGAUCUCAGAGCCGCUGUUCGGCCACCCGCCGCCGCUCUCCCCGCUGGACGGAUACCAGAAGCUGGAGGAGCUCCAGAUGCUGCUGCAGAACGCCGCGUCUGCAGCCGAGGCUGCCGGGCUGCUGGGCGGGGAGCCCGCCGAGUACGCAGAUUCGCUGUCAGACCUCUCAGACCUGCAGAACCUCCCUCCUCUCACCCCUCGCCUCACCCCGCUGGCCUACAGCGGCCGCUUCACCUUCGAGCCGUCCGCCUCCUGCGGCGGCGGCGGUAACCAGUGGGCGGAGCCUCUCCUCAGCCUGUUGUCGGGGUUGGUGAGCAUGGCGGCCCACCCUGCGUCCUGCAGCUCCUCCUCGCCUCCUACGUCGUCAUCGGCUCCCUGUCACGCCACUUUCAGCUGUGGGUCUGGAGACGUCACCUCCAUCUUCUCUGCCACGCCGACGUACACGUCCGCCGCCGGAUCAGACCACCUCCUUCCCCCGAGUGAGGCGCAGCAGGCCUUCCAGCCUCAGGUCCCGCCCCCCGCCUACAUCCAGCAGCCCUCCAUGGUGGUCCCCAUGCUGCCGGACUACCUCCUGCCGCAGCAGGUCCCAGAAGCAGAGGUGGGCCGCGGUCAGGAGCAGAAGCCCGUGCUGCCGCCGCUCACGCCUCUCCCCACCAUCAAAGCCUUCUCCUCACAGUUCCAGCCUCAGGGCGCCGCCUGCAGGAGCAGGAAGCCCCCGGCGGGGCGGCAGUGUAAGACCCCGCCCCACGAGCGUCCCUACGCCUGCCCCGCCGACGGCUGCGACCGCCGCUUCUCCCGCUCGGACGAGCUGACCCGCCACGUGCGCGUGCACACGGGCCAGAAGCCCUUCCAGUGCCGCAUCUGCAUGCGCAACUUCAGCCGCAGCGACCACCUGACCACGCACAUCCGCACGCACACCGGCGAGAAGCCCUUCGCCUGCGCAGAGUGCGGCCGCAAGUUCGCCCGCAGCGACGAACGCAAGAGGCACGCCAAGAUCCACCAGAGGCAGCGGGACCGGCGAGCGGAUAAGGCUGCCAUGCCCCCCGCCGCCAUGCCCCCCGCCGCCAUGCCCCCCGCCGCCAUGCCCCCCGCCGCACCUGCAGGGUCGUCCCCCCUCACCCUGCAGGCUUCCUCCCCCUGCUUCACCUCCUCCUCCUCCCUGUCUCACGUCUACGCCUCCUCGCCGUCCCCCCACCUCUACUCCUCGUCCUGCUCCUCCCCGAUGGGGAGUCCCCCAUCAGAGCUGCCCUCGCCCCACGGCGCCAACAUCUGCUGACGGACUAAAGGCCCCCGCCGUGACCUUUGACCCCACGGCACCAACAUCUGCUGACGGACUAAAGGCCCCCGCCGUGACCUUUGACCCCACGGCACCAACAUCUGUUGACGAACUAAAGGCCCCCGCCGUGACCUUUGACCCCACGGCACCAACAUCUGCUGAUGGACUAAAGGCCCUUGCCGUGACCUUUGACCCCACGGCACCAACAUCUGCUGACGGACUAAAGGCCCCUGCCGUGACCUUUGACCCCACGGCACCAACAUCUGCUGAC